Leguminivora glycinivorella is the source of this 2901-nucleotide messenger RNA. RefSeq names its product dual specificity mitogen-activated protein kinase kinase 4-like (gene Mkk4). The transcript has 8 exons. The record is from RefSeq and is a predicted model, not a curated record. Bases 212 to 1441 code for a protein of 409 amino acids. Lineage: Eukaryota; Metazoa; Arthropoda; Insecta; Lepidoptera; Tortricidae. Gene Ontology annotation, biological process: protein phosphorylation; MAPK cascade. Gene Ontology annotation, molecular function: JUN kinase kinase activity; ATP binding.
GAUUUAUAGCUGUCAAACGACGGCAAAAGUACGUUUCUCCGUGUCACUUUGCUGUUGUCGAUAAAUACGAUGCAUAAAUUGAACAAAACAGAUUCAUGUUGUUCAUUAUGAAAACUUGACCCGUUUCAAUAUUCAUAUCUUCAAAUGGAGAGUUGGGGAUUCGUCACAUACACCAAAGAAUAGUGAAAACGUUACUAGUACAUCCAUUAAAAUGUCGAAGAAUGGUGAAGUGUCAUCAAACCAAGGUCCUAGCAGACCUAAUAUGCCGAAACCUGAUUUGAAUUUGUUCAGUACUGAAAAACGCAAAAUUUUGGAUCUUCAAAUCGGUGGGCCCUCGGGAGAUGAUGCUGCAUUCGUGCCUUUCGCGAACUCGGCCGCGGCGCCGAAGCCUCGCAUACCGGCGCGCACCAUCCGAGAUGUGUUGCCUGAAAACACAAGGGAUAGAUGCAGGAUUUAUCCGUCCAUGCAGUCAUCGGGUAAACUGCAGCUGUCCGCAACAGAAAUUUAUGAUUUUACCGCUGAUGACCUUAUUGAUCUGGGUGAAAUCGGAAGAGGUGCCUUUGGAGCUGUAAAUAAGAUGGUUCAUAGGAAAACUAACCGCGUGAUGGCUGUGAAACGCAUUCGCUCCACCGUGGACGAGAAGGAACAGAAACAGCUGCUCAUGGACCUGGAGGUGGUCAUGAAGAGUAACGACUGUGUAUAUAUUGUACAGUUCUAUGGGGCACUCUUCAAAGAGGGUGACUGCUGGAUUUGUAUGGAGCUGAUGGACACCUCUUUAGAUAAAUAUUAUAAGUUCAUAUGCGAACGGAUGCAAACUCGAAUACCAGAAACCAUUAUAGCUAAGAUAACCCUUGCUACCGUGAAAGCUUUAAAUUAUUUAAAAGAGAAGCUAAAAAUUAUUCAUAGGGAUGUAAAGCCGUCAAACAUCCUGCUGGACAGAAGGGGCAAUAUUAAGUUAUGUGACUUUGGUAUCUCGGGCAAGCUGGUCGACUCGAUAGCCCGGACUCGGGACGCCGGGUGCCGGCCCUACAUGGCGCCGGAGCGUAUCGACCCGGGGCGCGCGCGCGGCUACGACGUGCGCUCGGACGUGUGGUCGCUCGGCAUCACGCUGAUGGAGGUGGCCACCGGCGCCUUCCCCUACCCGCGCUGGGGCUCCGUGUUCGAGCAGCUGCAGCAGGUGGUGCAGGGCGACCCGCCGCGCCUCACCAACGCCAACAACGCCUUCUCUAACAACUUCGUCAACUUCGUUAACACUUGCCUCAUAAAAGAAGAGAAUCAGCGUCCAAAAUACAAUCGAUUGCUGGAACAUCCAUUCAUCAAAGGUAUAGACCAGAGCCGGGCCGACGUCGCGGCGCACGUCUGCGAAGUGCUUGACGCCAUGGAGCGCAACGGAGUCAGUCCCUUCACCACCGACCAGCCUGCACAGGCCUGGCUAGACUAAGACAUUCAGAUCAGUACAGUCCGGGCUGAGAGUCAAACUUAUUAUCUGUCUGAGUAUGUGCAGUUUGCAAGAACUAGAUUAUUUAUAGAGGGUAAACAGCCACACAUAUACUUCUGGCAGUUGUCUAUAAAACCCGAUUGAUGCAGCCUCAAAUUAAGACAGAGCUAAAGAGAGAAAUUGCUUUACCUAGAAAUCUGACUCUAAAUGACAUCAUAAGAACAUGCACAUUCAACAUUGCUGACAGUAAAUGUAAUAAGACCUAUACAUUGGUUGAUCCCGCUUGUGACCCACCCACUUAAUUGUUUACAGUAUCUCACUUGCAAACUUACUCCUUCACGUCUGUUAGUAGCCAUACACGUUUGUAACAAUUUUGCAGUCUGAGUGGAUCACUUUUUAGUCACCAAUUUAUAUUAUGUCAUUGAUUUUCAAUGACUGGCUUACCUUUCAUAGCCAUAUAUUUGAGUUGUCCUUGCUAUGGGCAAAUUUGCAUUUCAUUGAUUAUCUUUCUAUGUGAGCGGAAAGAUCUAUAGUAUAUUAAUAAUUAUGUUGUGCUGUUCUUUGAAUCAUUUUCCAUUUUAUAUAGAAAACAUUAUUAGUCAUGAAAUAUCUAUCAUACAAAAUGGAAAAUGUUCUUCAGAAUGGGAUAAUUCUAAUUAUGUUAGUUCAAGUAGUAAAAAUUCUUAACUUAAAUAUGUAAUCUUUACCAUGAAGUUCACAGACAUGUUUUCAAUAACAUUUAGUAUGGUUCUGUAACCAUUUGUUUGCACUCCAGGUUCUCCACUUUAUUAUAUCUUUUAUCAAAGCAAAUGGCAUGUAAAUAUUUAUUAUCUAUGCUGUCUUGUGUAUGUACUUUUAUAUAGUAAAUCAUUUUAUAAUAUUAAAGUUUUGAAUCACCAUCAGACCCCUCUAGCACACCUUGCCUUGUCGCGCGCGAGUCCAUUCUUGAAGUCGCGCUUGAUGUAUGGACUCGCGCGCGACAAGGCAAGUUGUGCUAGAGGGUCAGUUGUUAACAGUUAGCUUGAUCAUGAACUUACAGAACAGUAGUACAGACUCGGCUUCUUUGAGAACCUUCUUCUUCUUCUUCUCCUUUGAGAACCUGGUUAAUACCUUAAUAUGGAUGUAAAAAGUUGUAUCUGUGUGUGUGAAUUGCUUGAAAUUAGUUUCUUUGGCUAAUGAAAUACUGGUUUUAGACUUAGGGCAUACAAUAUGUAGGUAAUUUUAUAAAUUUGUAUAUACAGACCGAUAAUAAUAAUGAAAAUGAGUGAGGGUAUGUAAUUCAUUUCUAAGCAUUAAUUUAUGGCAGCAAAACACUUCAAUUAUUAACUGCAAUAAUACUUCACUAAUCUACUUAAACAAUAUUUCAAAUGUAUUUGUUUUGGGUCUCAUGACUAUUGUAUUAUGUAUGGUAUAGAUUGAAUUGAAUAGAUAAUUAAUGAAAUAAAUUAGUAUUUUACAAAAAA